Molecule: messenger RNA, 5372 nt
Organism: Rhodofomes roseus
Lineage: Eukaryota; Fungi; Basidiomycota; Agaricomycetes; Polyporales; Fomitopsidaceae
Product: clathrin heavy chain
Exons: 17
Coding region: 97-5157 (1686 amino acids)
Biological process (GO): Golgi to endosome transport; intracellular protein transport; receptor-mediated endocytosis
Cellular component (GO): clathrin complex; clathrin coat of trans-Golgi network vesicle; actin cortical patch
Molecular function (GO): structural molecule activity; clathrin light chain binding
Source: RefSeq, a predicted model, not a curated record
GUAAACAGUCCCAAACCCUUUCGCCUUGCUACCACCUCCACCGCGUACAACGCAGCUCUCAACGGGCGCGACGUGUCCUCAAAAUCCCCGCCCACCAUGGAUAUCUCCAAGCCCAUCUCGUUCUGUGAACACCUCCAACUCUCUGCCAUCGGCGUCCAGCCCGCCUCCAUCUCCUUCCAGACCCUGACUCUCGAAUCCGACCACUUUAUUUGCGUACGAGAGAAAGUCGGCGAGCAGAACCAGGUUGUUAUUGUCGACCUCGCAGAUGCCAACAAUGUCCUCCGACGACCUAUCACUGCGGACAGUGCAAUCAUGCACCCGCACCAGAAGAUACUGGCAUUGAAGGCUGGUCGGACAUUACAAAUCUUCAACCUCGAGACGAAGCAGAAGGUCAAGUCACACGUCAACGCCGAGGAUGUGGUGUUCUGGAAGUGGAUCUCAGACUCUACGAUUGGCAUGGUCACCGACACAGCCGUAUACCACUGGACGAUGUCGGACACGACCUCCCCCCCGCAGAAGAUCUUCGACCGUCAUCCGUCGCUCGUGGGUGCGCAGAUCAUCAACUACCGCGCGUCCACAGACGAGAAGUGGUUGGUGCUGGUCGGCAUCUCCGGGAACGCGACGAACCCCUCCGCUUUCAAGGUCAAGGGCGCUAUCCAGUUGUACAGCAGGGAGCGGGGAGUCAGCCAGCCGAUUGAGGGGCACGCUGCGGCGUUCGCGGAACUCAAGCUGGAUGGGCACCAGAAGCCGACGAAGCUCUUCUCGUUCUCCGUCCGGACGGCGACUGGUGCGAAGCUUCACAUCGUGGAGAUUGACCACCAGGCUCCGGACCCCCCGUUCACGAAGAAGGCGGUCGACGUGUACUUCCCGCCAGAGGCGACGAACGACUUCCCGGUGGCGAUGCAAGUUUCGCAGAAGCACGGCAUCGUCUACCUGGUCACGAAGUACGGCUUCAUCCACCUCUACGACCUCGAGUCUGGGGCGUGCAUCUACAUGAACCGUAUCUCUGGGGAGACCAUCUUCGUCACCGCGGAGCACGAGGGGUCGAACGGCAUUAUCGGUGUGAACAAGAAGGGUCAGGUGCUGAGUGUUAGUGUCGACGAGCAGACCGUCAUUCCUUAUAUCCUCACAACGCUCGCGAACACGGAGCUCGCAUUCAAGCUCGCUAGUCGAGGAGAUCUGCCUGGCGCAGACGACUUGUACAUUAAGCAGUACCAGCAGCUGUUCCAGACUGGCCAGUACAGCGAGGCGGCGAAGGUUGCUGCCAACUCUCCGAGGGGUAUCCUCCGGACGGCUCAAGUCAUCGAGUCGUUCAAGUCAGCACCAGCACCGCCCGGUGGCCUCUCCCCGAUCUUGCAGUACUUCGGCAUUCUGCUCGAGAAGGGUGAGCUGAAUCACCUCGAGUCCGUGGAGCUUGCGCGCCCUGUACUCCAGCAGGGUAGGAAACAGCUGCUCGAGAAGUGGCUGAAGGAGAACAAGCUCACCUGCAGCGAGGAGCUCGGUGACAUCGUGCGACUCCAUGAUAUGACACUCGCUCUCAGCGUGUACCUCCGGGCAAACGUGCCCAACAAGGUCGUUGCUUGCUUCGCCGAGACAGGGCAGACGGACAAGAUCGUGUUGUACGCAAAGAAGGUCGGCUACACGCCUGACUUCAUCGGUCUUCUGCAGCACAUCAUGCGCACGAACCCGGAGAAGGGCGCUGAGUUCGCGAUGCAGCUCGUCAACAACGAGGACGGUCCGAUGGUCGACAUCGAGCGGGUGGUCGACAUCUUCAUGUCGCAGAACAUGAUCCAGCCAGCGACGUCGUUCCUGUUGGACGCCCUCAAGGAUAACAAGCCCGAGCAGGGCCACCUCCAGACGCGCCUGCUCGAGAUGAACCUCGUCCACGCGCCUCAGGUUGCCGAUGCCAUUCUCGGUAACGAGAUGUUCACGCACUACGAUCGUCCCCGAAUCGCGAACUUGUGUGAGAAGGCAGGGCUGCUGCAGAGGGCACUCGAGCACUACGAGGAUCUCGCGGAUAUCAAGCGAGUCAUCGUCCACGCUGCCGCGUUCCCACCAGAAUGGAUCGUCGACUACUUCAGCCGGCUCACUACUGAGCAGUCCUUGGCUUGCCUGGAGGAGAUGCUACGCGUCAACAUCCGCCAGAAUCUGCAGAUCGUGAUUCAGGUUGCAACCAAGUAUUCCGACAUCUUGGGUCCCGUCAAGCUCAUCGAGCUGUUCGAGCGUUUCAAGACCUUCGAGGGUCUUUACUACUACCUCGGGUCGAUCGUCAACCUCAGCACGGACCCCGAGGUGCACUUCAAGUACAUCCAGGCCGCUACGCGCACAGGUCAGAUCCGCGAGGUCGAGCGUAUCUGCCGUGAGAGCAACCACUACAACCCGGAGAAGGUCAAGAACUACCUCAAGGAGGCCAAACUCGCCGACCAGCUUCCGCUCAUCAUCGUGUGCGACCGCUUCGACUUCGUGCACGAUUUGGUUCUCUACCUGUACCAGAAUGGCUUGACAAACUUCAUCGAGGUGUACGUGCAGCGUGUCAACUCCGUGCGAACUCCCCAGGUCAUCGGUGGUCUGUUGGACGUUGACUGCGACGAGACUACCAUCAAGUCGCUGUUGGCCUCGGUCCCGGGUAACUUCCCUAUCGACGAGUUGGUGAACGAGGUCGAGGCCAGGAACAGGCUGAAGCUCAUCCUCCCCUGGCUCGAAGCGCGUGUGCAGCAAGGCAGCCAGGACCCUGCGGUGUUCAAUGCCCUUGCCAAGAUCUACAUCGACUCGAACAGCAAUCCCGAAGCGUUCCUCAAGGAGAACAACUUGUAUGAGCCUCUGGUCGUCGGCAAGUUCUGCGAGAAGCGAGACCCGUACCUGGCAUACAUCGCGUACGCCAAGGGCUUCUGCGACGAUGAGCUCAUUGCGAUCACAAACGAGAACUCGAUGUUCAAGCAGCAGGCGCGGUACCUCGUCAGGCGUCGUCAACCCGAGCUCUGGGCUCAAGUUCUCGUCCCCGACAACAUCCACCGUCGUCAGCUCAUUGAUCAGAUCAUCGCGACUGCUCUGCCCGAGUCCACGGACCCCGACGAUGUGUCCAUCACUGUCAAGGCCUUCCUCUCGGCCGACCUGCCCAUUGAACUUAUCGAGCUGCUCGAGAAGCUGAUCUUGGAGCCGUCGCCCUUCAGCGACAACAAGAACCUCCAGAAUCUCAUGAUGCUCACUGCUAUCCGUGCCGACAAGGGCAAAGUCGUCGGCUACAUCGACAAGCUCAAGAACUACGACGUUGCGGAGAUUGCCAAGAUCGCCACCGACCACGGCUUGUACGAGGAGGCAUUCCUCAUUUACAAGAAGUACGAGCAGCACGCCAACGCCAUCAAUGUUCUGGUCGAGCACAUCGUGUCAUUGGAUCGUGGGGUUGAGUACGCCAUCAAGGUCAACAAGCCGGAGGUAUGGAGCAGGCUGGCGAAGGCACAGCUGGACGGCCUGCGUAUCAAGGACGCCAUCGAUUCGUACAUCAAGGCCGAGGAUCCCGGAAACUACGUCGAGGUUAUUGAGAUCGCCAGUCGUGCAGGCAAGCACGAUGAUCUUGUGCGCUACCUCCAGAUGGCUCGCAAGACUCUUCGUGAGCCGAAGAUCGAUACCGAGCUUGCGUAUGCCUAUGCCAAGACCGAUCGUUUGCAUGACAUGGAGGACUUCCUGGCAAUGACCAACGUAGCGGACGUUCUUGAGGUCGGAGAGAAGUGUUUCGAGGACGAACUCUACCAGGCUGCGAAGCUGCUCUUCCAGAGCAUCUCCAACUGGGCGCGGCUUGCGACUACUCUCAUCUAUCUGGGCGAGAACCAGGCGGCCGUCGAGAGUGCGCGGAAAGCUGGCAACACUCAAGUCUGGAAGCAGGUCCACCAAGCAUGUCUCGAGAAGGGCGAGUUCCGCUUGGCCCAGAUUUGUGGUCUCAACAUUGUCGUCCAUGCGGAAGAACUACCGGCGCUUGUGCAGCUGUAUGAGCGUCGUGGUCACUUCGAGGAGAUCCUGUCAUUGCUGGAGGCUGCUCUCAGCUUGGAGCGUGCGCACAUGGGGAUCUUCACAGAGCUUGCGAUCCUCUACAGCAAGUACAAGCCGGAGAAGCUCAUGGAGCAUCUCAAGCUGUUCGUGUCGCGUAUCAAUAUCCCCAAGGUCAUCAAGGCAACAGAGAGGGCACACCUCUGGCCCGAGCUCGUCUUCCUGUACAUCAAGUACGACGAGUUCGACAAUGCGGCGUUGGCGAUGAUCGAGCGGUCUGCAGAUGCUUGGGAACACAACCAGUUCAAGGACGUCAUCAUCCGGGUCGCGAACAUCGAAAUCUACUACAAGUCCUUGACCUUCUACCUCCAAGAGCAACCGACGCUGCUCACCGACCUGCUGACUGUGCUCAUUCCCCGUAUCGACCACUCCCGCGUUGUCAGGAUGUUCAGGCAAAUGGACCACAUCCCGCUCAUCCGCUCAUACCUGAUUGCCGUACAACAUCUUAACGUCGAGGCCGUCAACGACGCGUACAACGACUUGCUGAUCGAGGAGGAAGAUUACAGGACGCUGCGCGACUCGAUCGACAGCUUCGACAACUUCAACAACGUGAAGUUGGCGAAGCGGCUAGAGACACACGAACUGCUCGAGUUCCGACGGCUAGCAGCGCACCUGUACAAGAAAAACUCACGGUGGGAGGAAUCAAUAGCACUCUCCAAGCAGGACAGGCUGUUCAAGGACGCAAUUGUCACCGCUGCGACGUCGGCGUCGACGGAGGUUGCGGAGGAUCUCCUUUCGUACUUCGUCGACAUCGGCAACAAGGAAUGCUUCGCAGCGAUGCUCUACGCGUGUUUCGACUUGCUUCGGUCAGACGUCGUUGAGGAGGUGUCAUGGCAGCACGGCUUGAACGACUUCUACAUGCCCUACAAGAUCCAGAUCUCGAGAACCAUGGUGGGCAAGAUGGCGGCCCUGGAGAAGAAGGUUGAGGAGCUGUCCAAGAAGGACACACAAAAGGAGCAACAAGAGGCUGAGGCUCCGAUCAUCAACCCAGGUCUCAUUGGCAACAGAUUAAUGCUGACUUCAGGAAACGGCUUCCCCAACAACGGUCCCCCAAUGAUGCCAAAUGGUACCGCCAUGGGCAUGCCACCUGUAAUGACCGGCUUUGCGAGCUUCUGAUCUGUAGAUUCUCCGUAUCGUAUAUUUGGACAUAGUUAUGCAUCUCGCUGUUCUCAUGUUGGCUAAUGAAUAUUUUCUCGCUCUCGGAUGCUUCGACCGUCUGACAACAUUGGCUAUGCAUCGAGGGGCUAUGUAUCGAGGGGCAAUCCCCUAACCCGCCAGCGGGUAACCUGGAGACGACUUUGUCGCCUGCCGGACCCAGAACCACUAGGUAC